AUGGGUACUUUUCAAGAUGCUUCGGUUAUGUUCGAGUUGGAAGAGAAGCGAACGGCGUGGACGCCUGACCUGAUCGGUCCUAUUUUCAAGAAGCCCACCAUUGGUUUGAGAGAGGUGCUGCUCACACAUCGAAUGGACAAAUGCGUCCGAACUCUGGCGACUUUCGUUCCCGACGAGCUGAUCUACGAGACGGACAUCUCCCGAAAGAACUUCCGGAAGUUCAACGUGGUGCUGGCGAUGAUCGACGUCUCUCGGCUCUUCGGCCACUAUCAGAAGUACACGAACGCCGAUAACGGCGGAAGCUACGCGCUGGUCGAGAUGCUGAACUCCUUCAUCGGCCGCAUCGUCGAGGAGGUGUACUACAGCGGCGGUGACGUUUACAAGUUCUCUCUGGACGGUAUAGUGGUGCUGUGGAGGGUCAGCAAGGACACCUUCUUCUCCAGCACGUUGUAUAACGUGAUUCUGCACGCGCAAAAGAUGCAAGCGAUGGUCGAGGCGGUCAAGGACAAAAGUUUCGAGGGAAAGAUCGACGUGGUAGUCUCCGCGGGCGAAGUGAUAUUCUCCGUGAUCGGCGACGACACGGCUAGAGAUUACGUGAUCGGCGGCUCGCCGGUGAUGGAGCUGAAAUUCGCCAAAAGGAUAUGCCUUCCUGGAGACUUGGUCCUGUGUUCGAGCGCGUGGGAACAUUGCGCGCCAAGCCAAUACGAGUACGUGAUCAAGGACUCGAGCAACGUCAAGAUCAUCAGAGUACUCGGAGAACCGAGAUCGGCGUCUAUAAUGAAAUCAAAGCAAACUCAAUCGAAAUCGGAUGCCACGAAUCGUCCAGGCAAGCUCGCGUCAUCGAUUUUAUCGGAAGAGAUGGACGUAGAGAACAGCGAUUUCAACGAUGUGGAUGCAUUUUCCAGUUACUCCGGCAGAUCUCGUCUCACGACCAUCAUAUCGAGUCGUCUUCCAGCGGCCCGAAUCUCGAUAAUCGAGACGCUGAAGCAACGUCUGGGUGUCCAGUUGGAGACGUACAUACAUAAGCCAGUGUUGGAGCAGAUCAAACGCGAAGCAUCCUUGGACCACCUCACGGAAGUGAGACGUGUCACCGUGCUGGUCGUGAACGUGAUACCGAACAGGUGUACCGUGCACGAACUGAUUUCGCUGAUCGACGAGAUCUUCUCGAUUAUAUUAAAAAUAGCUACCAAGUACUCGGGCCACGUUAGCGUAAACAUCUACACCAGAGACAUUCUUCUCCACGUCGUGUACGGGAUGAGGGGGUACGGGGAGCUCGACGACGAUAAGAUGGCGAAAAGCGGAGUGCUGUCCGCCCUGCAGAUCCUGGACGAGACGAAACGCGUGGGUGGCAUCAAGACUGUCUUCAUCGGCAUUUCAACCGGAAUGGCGUUUUGCGGAGUCAUCGGUCACUGUGUCAGACAGCAGUACAUGAUCAUCGGCGAUCCGAUGUACAAGGCCACGUCGUUGAUGGCGUUGUCCUUCGGCAAGGCAUACUGCGACUACGACACAGUGAUGCACAGUUACUUGAAGACGGAGAGAUUUCAAUCGCGGGGGAUGAUGGUGCUCAAAGGGUACGGCAAGACCCAAGUUUACGAGGUCGUAGAACUGCACAAAAUGUCCGAGGAAUAUCACUUGAACAUCGACUACGUCUAUCCGAUUCUCGGUCGAACGAAAGAGUUGGAGUACUUCAAGGACAUCUUGGACGAUAUUGGGGUGCCGGGGAAGAGUUACGCGGGGAUGCUCAUCGAGGGCGCCGAGAGGUCGGGCAAGUCGAGGCUCCUCGACGCGUUCGCCAUGAUCGCUCAAAACCGGCAACUGACUCUGCUGAAGCUCGCGUUGCGCGAGUCCUUCGUGGACAAGGAGUUUUCGGUGUUGUACCAGCUGCUUCUCCAGCUGUUCUGCGCGACGAACUGCACCGCGAUGGGAGACCGCGAGAGGAUCGUGUCGAACAGAGUGGCGACCCUGAUAUCUCCCAAAAAUUUGUGCUACCUGAACCCCGUGAUGAAGGUUCAUUUCCCCCUCACGAAAGAGUAUUGCAAGUUGACCGACUGGGAGCGUCACACGAAGACCAUCGACAUCUUCAACACGAUGUUGCAGAAGAUCGGCGAAAAUAUCUGCAUCCUGCUCGACGACGUGCAGAACAUGGACGUGCUGUCCUGGAAGUUCCUCUCCGCCGCCAUGGAGAACGAUAACGUGAUCGUGGCGAUGACCAUGCUGGAGCCCAUCUCUUGGGACAAUCUGAGCCAAGCGGAGAUGGGCAUCUGCCAGGACAAGAGGCUGCUCAGCAAAUCGUUGCAGGACUUCGACAGCGAAUACAUCACGGCGUUCGCCUGUCAGUUCUUGAACGUCCUCGCGAUCCCGAAAUUUCUCGACAGGACGCUGCAGAAACGCGGCAAGAACGCGAUCGCCUGGUGCGAGGCGUUCCUGACCUCCAGCUUGCAGACCAACGCCGUCGAGUUUACGAACAUCGCGCCGAACGAUCCGAGGGUCCACGAACUGGUCUUUCCGAAGAGCGUCUACGUGACCAAGGUACCCUCGAAUUUGACGCCCGAGGAGCUGGCGCCGCCGUUGAAUUGGACGCAAAUGAGCAGGAUACGAGUUUGCUUGACAUCCUGGAGACAGACGAGCUUCAUUGAGAUUAAUCGCGACGUGAUGGGCUUGCGGAUCGAUAUAUACAACAGGAUGAAUCCGUACGAGCAGGACUUCAUCAAGUGCGCAGCCACGUUGGGCGGAGUUUUCGUGCGCAAUAUGAUCGCGAACGUGAUGGUCAACGCUGCGCCAUUGUACACGUCCAAAGCCGUUGCGGAGAUGAUAAGGUUGAGGAUUCUCGAAUGCGCGAUGAUUCAGCGAAGAAACUGUCACAUAGACGAGUCGAUGUUCUUCUUGCAGAAAAAUCGGAGAUCCUUUAGCAACAUGCAGCACCUGACAACUUGCGAGUGUCAACCCACCCGGGUCUUCGCGCCGCGAUCUUUGCCUACGUACGCCCACUGCCAGUACUUGGAGUUCGUAAUGCCGUCGUAUCGCAAGCUCUUCUACAAUAUCCUGCCUGUACACGAGAGGAAGGAGUUCCACACGAAAGCGAUAGCCAUCUUGGAGCGGUACGCCCACAGGUGUAGCACCUGCGGCGGCGACGGUUUCCUCUCGAUGUUCUCCAAGGAGGAGCCUCCUUCGGAGCCGCAGGUUGAUGAGCAAGCGUCGACGCCAUCCUUAUACGCGAUGAAACGGAGGAGGACGCAGAGUCGUCUGAUGGACAGAAGGGAGUCGAAGCGGAACGUUUUGAUGCUCACCAACGGAACAAACGACGGAGAUAGGAAAAACCGGGACAGCGUAGUUAUCCGCAGGAUCUCGUUGCUGCCUUCCUUCGAAGACAACAACGAGGAAGAGGACAUUUCCGCCGCGAAUUCGUUACAAGCAGGACCAUCGGACGGUAGUAAGAAGACGCAAAUCGUCUGGGAAAAUCGGCUGAAACACUUGAGCCACCUGGAUUAUCGCAACUGUCGGUGCGUCGACGCGAUCGACUAUUCCUACUGGCGGCUGCUUUUCCAUCUUCAGCACAGCCAGGACCUCGAGAAGCUGACGAAUUUUAUGCUGGAUUACAGCGCCGGCUUGAUAGCGACGGGACAGCCUAUUUUCGCGACCAAGUUCCUCUCGGACACCACCGCGGAGAUCAAGUACACAAAGGCCAGGGAACAACUGAACGUCGUUCUCGUCGACGAGGCCAUCAGCAAAGAGAUUACGCUACUUCUGAUAGGCGACGCGUACGUUUCUUACGGAAACUACGGGCUAGCGAGAAGGCACUACAAGGAAGCGUUAAAUAUGCGAAGCGUCACCCGCCAUCGCGACAAAUCUGCCUGCUACGGUGUGUGGAAGGAGAAGCUGCGAUUUAAAUUGCGAGGCUCGCCCAAUUACCUUCUGCAUCGUGUCAGCGAUCGCACGGCGAUGAAAAAAUUGGAACUGGCGAUCUGCUUGCAGCGGUUGUCCCUCGCGAUGAUGCUGGAACAGGAUACGAAAUCCGCGAAAUCGAUAAUCAUCCAGAGCUUCGACAUCGCUUUCCGCACUGUCGGAGGCUUUCUGGAGAAGGGGAUCAUCUUCCUGACCGCGGUGAAGAUCUUCCGGAAGGAUUACAGAUACGUGCGAUCAUUGGAGAAGUCGAUGAUGCAGGUCGUCUCCGAGAAAACCAAUUGGCAAACGUUGGUGGAGUUGAUCAUCUUGGCGAAAGUGUAUCGCGUGUUCUUCGAGAACAGUUUUCUGAACGGCGAAUUGAAGAAAUGCAUGGAGACUGGAAUCAACCUGCUGAAGAUAUGCAGCUUGUUUCACUAUAACGAAGCGAAGAUCGCCGUGCUUCCGACUCUGAUAGAAGUUAUGGUGUGGACCAAAAAUUUGAACGCGGCGAUGGAUUUGCUGAAGGAGCUCUAUUUUUUAUCGGAAGAGGAUGUCGACCGAUCCGCGCUCACCUGGUACUACGCCCUCUGUUUGGAAGUGCUGCUCGACGCUGGGAUGUUCAUAGAGUCAUACGACACUUGUUACAAUCAUUAUUUAAGUAUUGCGAUUCGCAAGAAGUUCGCCGGCGUUGUCCGGGAUCCGCAGAGCUUAACGCGUCUGAGCACCUGUGUGAUCAUCUGGCAGCUGAGGAUGAGUAUGCCGAUCACGGACGAAUACUUGUUGAACGUCAACGAGUACGUCAAAGACAUGCAGUAUUACAAUCACUCGCAGAUCUACAGCUGCAUCAAGGGCUUGGAGUGUUAUCUGCUGAUAUUGAACCAACGGAUCAACAUCAAGAGAUCGCACGACGUGGUGGACAGGUUGCAGAACGCGACCACGUUGAUGAGAGCGAUUCGGCGGAUGCAGCACAAGGCUGCGUUCGUCAAGCCGUUUAUGAACCUCUUCCAGGGGUACAUGUUCCACGUGCGGGGUCGGAAGUCCGCGGCUCUGGCGUGUUUACAACGAGCGAAUAAAUGGGCGGUGAUACAGGGGAAUCGGAUGAUACAGGCUUCGGUACAGCAGAACAAACGGACGUGGCAGCAGAAUUACAAUAAUAUGGCGAUGUACUGGGUCGAGGCCUUGGCCAGGAAGGGCGAGAUAAGCUGGCAGGAGAUCCACAACUUCGACGUGGACACUUGGUCGACGGUCAUGUACCCUCUACCGAUCCCGACUUUUGCCAUUUAACGCUAGAACCGUCGUUUCCGAUUUGUCGCA
Megalopta genalis is the source of this 5196-nucleotide messenger RNA. Lineage: Eukaryota; Metazoa; Arthropoda; Insecta; Hymenoptera; Halictidae. The record is from RefSeq and is a predicted model, not a curated record.